GGAAAGGUGAAAUUAUGUCUUAUACAACUGCUUUACUCAUAAUUAUACUCCUUGUUAAUUACCCUAAUUGUCUUUGCUCUAUCAUUAGUAGAUAUCAUUUAUUUGCCACUGGCAUAUUUUUGGAAGAUUGGGCCUCAGAAAAACCUUCUGUGGCUUCUCGUAUUGAAUGCGCUGCUUUUUGCAGUGGAACUAAAAACUGUUUAGCGUUUGGUUAUUUUAAAAAUGAAGAAGGAGAUCAUUGUCGAAUUAUUUCUGUUUCUAUUGAUAAAAACGAAGGUAAAACAUUCACAGGAAUGAAAAUAUACUUAAAACAAGGAUAAAGCUGAAUUCUAAAUGACUUGAACGAAAGGAGAUUUUCAUUUCAAGUAAUGAAGUAAAUCGAAAGAUACUGGUAGAACCGAAUUUAUUGAAUUUUUAUGCUUGUUUAAUUAAAUGAAUGCAUGUAUUUUAAUUAUACUUUCACAACUGUUAUUGUAAUAUUGUUAAUUGAUAAUCACCGAUAGAAAAAAGUCACCGAUAAGUGGCAUUGAAGUCAUGCAACUGGGGUCUGAACCCAUUCCAUUAUUGGAAAACAUCUUAAUUAACGUGCUAACGAAUUUUUGAUUCCAGAACUUCAACAAAGCCUUCAAGAUACCAUAUUCACGAAAGAUGGCACAUCAUCCCACAUCCCUCUCUAUGUUCAGGUCUAUUGUUAAAGAUGUGCAUAUGUGUCAGAUCUAGAGGACAGAGUUCAUUGAUGAUUAAAGUGGACUCAUCAGCAUUGGAAAACAUGCUUUUGCAAAUUGAGCACUUGUAACCGUAAUUUGUAUAGCUCCAGCGUUAGUAUCGGUGACUUUUUGUAUGAAAAAUCUUUAUUUAAUAAAUGGCAACGCAUCAUCUGAAGUACCUGUUGUCCAAAUGUUUCAUUUCAAGCAGUAGAA
Molecule: messenger RNA, 920 nt
Organism: Centruroides sculpturatus (bark scorpion)
Lineage: Eukaryota; Metazoa; Arthropoda; Arachnida; Scorpiones; Buthidae
Exons: 2
Coding region: 15-320 (101 amino acids)
Source: RefSeq, a predicted model, not a curated record